GCACCAUGGACCAGAGUGGGAUGGAGAUUCCUGUGACUCUCGUCAUUAAAGCACCGAAUCAGAAAUACAGUGACCAGACUAUUAGCUGCUUCUUGAACUGGACCGUGGGGAAACUAAAAACGCAUCUAUCUAACGUGUACCCUAGCAAACCAUUGACGAAGGACCAGAGGUUGGUGUAUUCAGGCAGACUGCUUCCUGACCAUCUGCAGCUGAAAGACAUUCUCAGAAAACAAGAUGAGUAUCAUAUGGUUCAUCUAGUCUGUACUUCUCGGAGUCCUCCAAGUUCUCCAAAAUCCAGCACCAAUAGAGAAAGUCACGAAGCACUGGCAUCCAGCACCAAUUCUAAUUCAGAUCACUCAGAUUCAACAACUCCAUCCCCCAGUCAAGAGAGUUCGUCAUUAGUUGUUGGUUCUUCAGAAGGAUUGAGGCAGCGCAUCCUUCCACAAGCACAAACUGACCCAGCCCAGAGUCAUCAGUUUCCAUAUGUAAUCCAAGGAAAUGUGGACCACCAGUUUCCUGGGCAAGCUGUGCCACCGGGGUUCCCAGUGUACCCUGCUCUCAGCCCACUGCAGAUGCUGUGGUGGCAGCAGAUGUAUGCUCAUCAGUAUUAUAUGCAAUAUCAAGCUGCAGUUACAGCUCAGGCCACAUCGAGUGCCAGCCCAGCCCAGCCUACUGCAUCGCCACCUCUAAACUUGGCACAUGUUCCUGGAGAAGAGCCUCCACCAGCUCCCAACCUAGUAGCCCAAGACAACGGGCCCAUGAAUGAGAAUGUCCAAAUGAACGCGCAGGGGGGACCAGUGCUGAACGAGGAGGACUUCAACCGUGACUGGCUAGACUGGGUGUACACAUUCUCACGGGCUGCAGUGCUGCUCAGCAUCGUAUACUUCUACUCCUCUUUUAGUCGGUUUAUCAUGGUAAUGGGAGCCAUGCUGCUGGUGUAUUUACACCAGGCUGGAUGGUUCCCUUUCAGGCAAGAAGGCGGUCAGCAACAGGUUCCUAACAACGUUGACGUUAACAACGAUGGGCAGAAUGCAAACAAUCUAGAACUUGAAGAAAUGGAGCGUCUUAUGGACGAUGGACUUGAAGACGAGAGUGGAGAGGAUGCAGGUGAAGAUGGCAGUGCAGUCCACAGGCCCGGCUUAAUGGCUUCAGCGUGGUCCUUUAUCACCACCUUUUUUACUUCACUGAUACCAGAGGGGCCUCCCCAAGUUGCCAAUUAGACCUGAAAAACUGUGCCAGCUGCAAAGGAGGGUUUGACUUUAGAAAAGUGGUUUAAAUAACAGUGCAAUUUCAAAAAAAAAAAAAUGUAUAACUUUUUUUUGAUGAUCAUGUACAGAGGUCUUUUCCUUAAGCUUCUCACGCAUAUGAGUAUUUUAAGCACAAAUGGACUACUAAGUGUGUGAUUUUUUUUGUUUGUUUAAAGAUCCUAACAGAACAUAGCAUAACAGUACUGGUCUUCCAGUUUUAUUCAUUUCAAUUACGUGUAGUGCGCCAAGCAGAACCACUGUGUGUUGUUUCUUUAAAGAGCUGCUACACCUUUAAAUGUCCAUAGCUAGACGGCCAGCCCUUCAGUGUAUCCUUUGAAAAAUAUAUCUAUUUUCUGUGAAUUAUCCUAAAAGUUUUAAACAGAAAUGACCUCAUAGUUUUUAAUAAAGAAGUUUAUUUACCUAAAAUGUGCUAGUAGCAUCUUGCCCAUCCAUAAAGCAAUAAACUUCUCAAAAAUCUUAAUUUUGACAUUUGAAUAAAUGAUGGAAACUUUCUAUUUUAAGGACACAUGUCGCAUCAGUUGGAAUUAGUAUCUUAAAAGAAAAAGGCAGCUCUUCAUUGGAAUUAAGUGAUAUAAAAUGUUUGAUAUGGCAGUACUUUUAUAAAAUAUGCUGGAAAUUGCUCCCUGUAAUUUUUUAAAUAAAAAGUCAAUUAUGAUAAAUA
Molecule: messenger RNA, 1929 nt
Organism: Peromyscus eremicus (cactus mouse)
Lineage: Eukaryota; Metazoa; Chordata; Mammalia; Rodentia; Cricetidae
Gene: Herpud2
Product: HERPUD family member 2
Exons: 8
Coding region: 6-1220 (404 amino acids)
Biological process (GO): endoplasmic reticulum unfolded protein response
Molecular function (GO): protein binding
Source: RefSeq, a predicted model, not a curated record